This is a messenger RNA of Sphaeramia orbicularis (orbiculate cardinalfish), 1339 nucleotides long. RefSeq names its product low affinity immunoglobulin gamma Fc region receptor II-a-like. Gene Ontology annotation, molecular function: transmembrane signaling receptor activity. Gene Ontology annotation, cellular component: external side of plasma membrane. The record is from RefSeq and is a predicted model, not a curated record. The transcript is spliced from 7 exons. The coding region runs from base 341 to 1339 and encodes 332 amino acids. Gene Ontology annotation, biological process: immune response; cell surface receptor signaling pathway. Lineage: Eukaryota; Metazoa; Chordata; Actinopteri; Kurtiformes; Apogonidae.
CCAGGUCAUCGUUCAUCCUCAGUCGUUCUUCUUAGUUCAACUGAACUGGUUUUGUUCCUGAAAAUGUUCCUUCAUCAGUUCUAUUUUCUAGGGGGGGGGGGCGUAAACCUUUUUCCAUAUGUUAAUGAGCCUCAGUUUCAGGGUCAGGGGGUCCUAGUCCUUUGGGGGGUCGGUCUCAGGUGAGUAGUCUGUGACCAGUAGACUCUGUUCAGAGAAGGUUUUUCCUUUUUGCUCCAAAUGCAGACGGACUGCAGAGGUUGUCCUGAGGUGCAGGUUUGUGUUGGAUGGUUCAGUGUUCAGACCCUCAGACCCACCUCACUGUCUUUUCUCUUCAGUUCUGAUGUCACUGCUGAGCUGCACAAACACAGCGUCUCUGAAGGUGAGUCCAAACUGGUCCCAGUUCUUUGAAGGACAGUUAGUGUCUCUGAGCUGUGAGGACGAAGGACCUGGAUGGACUCUGAGAAGAAAUACAUCUAGAGGAACCAGGAGACACUGUGGAACAGAAUGGGGUAGAGGGAAUGGGUCCUCAUGUAGGAUCCGUACGCUCUUCUCCUGGGACAGUGGUGUGUACUGGUGUGAGUCCUCAGAGGGACAGACCAGGACCAGCAUCAGCCUCAGUGUGACAGGUGGACCGCUGGUCCUGCACAGUCCUGUCCUCCCUGUGAUGGAGGGACAGGAAGUGUCUCUACACUGUCGGACACGCCCUCCCUCCAACCGCUCAGCUGACUUCUAUAAAGAUGGAGUCUUCGUCGGCGUUGGGCCUGCAGGUCACAUGACCAUCCCCCAGGUGUCACUGGCUCAUCAAGGCGUCUACAGGUGUGACAUCACAGGAGUUGGACAGUCUCCGCCCAGCUGGAUGUCCGUCUCAGGGAAAUCUACCACCACAACACCUUCUGUUCCACCUUCUGUUCCACCUUCUGUUCCACCUUCUGUUCCACCUUCUCCUGGUUCUCUGGCUCUGAUGGUUCCUGUUGGAUGUACCUGUGCUCUGGUUUUCCUCAUCGUACUGGUUUUACUGGUGAUACGAUGCAAACGAAGGAGAACUGCAGGUGCAGAGGUGGACUCCACACACCCAGACGUCACCUACGCUGACAUCACCGUCACAGGUCCCCGACAGCCAAUCAGACGCAGCAGAGAGGCGUGUCCUCCUUCAGAGUACUCAGAGGUGCGGAGGUCAGAGGUCACGUAUGGACAGAUGGUCUUCAGAACUCCUCAGACCAGAGAGGCGUGUCCUCCUUCAGAGUACUCAGAGGUGCGGAGGUCAGAGGUCACGUAUGGACAGAUGGUCUUCAGAACUCCUCAGACCAGAGGUAAGGCUGACCAUGUUUACAUCACAUGA